Anguilla anguilla (European eel) is the source of this 3282-nucleotide messenger RNA. It is a transcript of the gene igdcc3, whose product is annotated as immunoglobulin superfamily, DCC subclass, member 3. The record is from RefSeq and is a predicted model, not a curated record. Gene Ontology annotation, molecular function: protein binding. The coding region runs from base 164 to 2497 and encodes 777 amino acids. The transcript is spliced from 14 exons. Gene Ontology annotation, cellular component: plasma membrane; axon. NCBI's taxonomy places the organism in Eukaryota, Metazoa, Chordata, Actinopteri, Anguilliformes, Anguillidae. Gene Ontology annotation, biological process: cell-cell adhesion; axon guidance.
CGAGAUGCUGACAGAUUCCUGAUAGAUGUGCAAAAUGGCGCAAGCAUGUUCGACCCCCGCGAGCCUCCAAUUGUUGUAGCUCGGAACAUGAAGAGCUAGUUAACUGCUUUCUUUCGUCUCGCUUUGUUUUUUCCAAGCCUCAUAGUAUUUUCUAAGUGCUUAAAUGGCUACCAGAAGGUGCUGCUUACUUUCAUGCUUACUUGGAUUACUCCUGAACGCUUUAGUCGGUGUGACCUCUGGGGCCGAGCUGUCCUUCACCCUGGAGCCCAGUGACAUCAUCGCCGUGCAGGAGCAGCCCCUCAUGCUGCACUGCCAGGUGAACGGCGUCCCGCCCAUCACCACGCAGUGGAGGCGGAACGGCCUCCUCCUGUCGGAGGGCCGCAACCACGCCACGUUCGCCAACGGCUCGCUGCUGAUCGGCCGCUUCCAGCAGACCAAGCCCGACGGCUCCUCGGACGAGGGGGACUACGAGUGCGUGGCCCAGAACUCCUUCGGCCUGGUGGUGAGCCGCAAGGCCCGGGUGCAGGCUGCCACCAUGGCGGAGUUCCACGUGCAGCCGCAGUCGGUGCGGGCGGAGGAGGCCGGCGUGUGCCGCUUCCAGUGCCAGAUCCACGGCCUCCCCGAGCCCGUCAUCAGCUGGGAGAAGGACGGCCGGGCCGUGGACACGGCGGACGAGAGGUACACGCUCCUGCCCACGGGGGUCCUCCAGAUCACGGGCCUGCGCUUGGAGGACAGCGGCGUCUUCUGCUGCGUGGCGCACAACAGCGCAGGCGUCAAGCACAGCGCCGAGGCCAGCCUCGCCGUCUCAGGCUCUCAAUCCUCUGUUUACAAGGAGCCCAUGAUCCUGGUGGGUCCCGAAAACCUCACGCUCACCGUUCACCAGACCGCCAUUUUGGAAUGUGUAGCCACUGGAUACCCGCGCCCGAUCGUCUCCUGGAGCAGGCUAGACGGCAGGCCCAUCGGCGUGGAGGGGAUCCAGGUGCUGGGCACGGGGAACCUGAUGAUCUCGGACGUCAGGGUGCAGCACUCCGGCGUCUACGUCUGCGCGGCCAACAAGCCCGGGACGCGCGUGCGCAGGACCGCGCAGGGGCGGCUGGUGGUGCAAGCCCCCGCAGAGUUCAUCCAGCCCCCUCAGUCCAUCGCCCGCCCGGUUGGCACCACCGCCAUCUUCACCUGCCUGGCGCAGGGCGAACCCGUGCCUCAGCUCACCUGGCUGAAGAACGGGCAGAUCCUGGAGCCGGGAGGUCACGUCAAACUCAGGAACAACAACAGCACGCUGACCAUCUACGGCGUCAGCCAGGAGGACGAGGCCAUCUACCAGUGCAUCGCGGAGAACAGCGCGGGCUCCACCCAGGCCAGCGCCCGCCUGACGGUGCUGUGGGCCGACGGCCUCCCCGGCGUCCCCGCCUCCGUCCGCGCCGCCGCCCUCUCCCCCACCGCCAUCCAGGUGUCCUGGAAGGAGCCUGUCCAGAACACGCAGGACAUCAUCGGAUACGUCCUCCACAUCCGCAGAACCGCAGACCCGAUAGAGAUGGAGUACCAGGAGGCGGUCAGUAAGAGCACCCUGCAGCAGGUGGUGAGCGAGCUGGAGCCCUCCACCAGCUACACCUUCUACGUGAAGGCCUACACCUCCCGCGGAGCCAGCAAGCCCUCCGAGACGGCGGAGGAGAGCACCCUGGGGGAGGUGCCCGCGCCGCCGUCCCUCUUCGCCAGGCUGGUGAACAGCACCGCGGUCCAGGCGGCCUGGGAGCCGUCGGGGAAGCCGGGCCAGCACGACGGCUACAAGCUGUACUACCGCACGGUGCACUCGGCCCAGUUCACCGGACCCCUCACCUUCACCCGCAACGUCACGCAGCACAACAUCACGCAGCUGGACCCCACCCUGGUGUACGAAGUGAAGGUGCUGGCCUUCAACCAGCACGGCGACGGCAACGCCACCACACGCUUCGUCUCCAUGAAGGAGGCCAUGGAGAGAUCAGUGCUGAGCCCGCCCUGCGACUGCGUGAAGGAGGAGCCUGGCAAGGGCACCACGGGCAUCAUCAUCGGCAUCCACAUCGGCGUCACCUGCAUCAUCUUCUGCGUGCUCUUCCUCAUGUUCGGCUACAGGGGGAGGUUGAUGACCUGUAAGAAUGUGCAGGACCAGCUGGCCAUGCCACAGGUGGCACACAGUAUGCCCCUGGAAGACCCCUCCCCCUCCCAGGGUGCCCUGGCCCUCAACCUAGUGGCCCUGCCCAGUGGUGAGGGCAGAGGGGAUAUUGCAGGACAGACGGGGGGUGCAGACACUGAGCUGGAGAGACUCUUUCCAGGCCCCCCCAAUGGAGAUGGACGAGGUCGGACACUCAAGACGGAGGUCACUCAAGCCUCCUCAUCGCUGGAUGAGACACAGAUGUCCACACUACCCUUGGAUGAGUUCAGCAUUGUGGAGGAGGGGGAGACGCAGUUCCGGGAGCUGCCAGCAGAGGGCAAGGGUGGUGGCGGGCAGCGAGAUGACGUGUGAUUGCCAAGCCUGAGAAGCUCUCUCGCACUCAUAAGGUGCUCCACUCUGACUCUUCUCAUACUCAGGUCAACCGAAGUAUUUCAAUGCCGUUUUUUUUCUUUUUCUUUUGGACUUUAUUUUUUUGCAAAGAUUUAUUACUGGUAAAUUAAGUACCCUUUCGAAAAAGUCGAGUCAUUCAAGCUGACAUUUUGGUGGGUUUUUUAUUAUAAAUAGCUACGCUCUUAGUAUCAGGAGUGAACGAAGUGAUUUUCCUGCAGUUUUUUGUUGUAUUAUUUUGGUACUUCUUAAUCUUCCUUGAUUUUCUAUACGACCAGCUGCCGGCAGCACAGAAUAAGGCCGCAGAGUGUCCUUGCUUUUUUUAAAACAGCAUUAGUUUUUUAUUUUUUAUCUUGUGGACUUGUGUUUCUAUGAAAUAUCUCACAAUUGUCCUCCAGUCUGUUAGUUUUGUUUUGAUUCUCCAAGACAAAUCAGUCACACCUGCCUGCACUCGUCUUAACCGAUGAUUUCAACAACCUCGCCGCAAGAGACAAAAAGGCCUUCUUCCAGGGAUUUGAUAUAUACUCUGUCUCAGGACUUUUUUUGUUUUCAAUGAUAUCAGUAAUUUCUUAACGAAGUUCUCAUUCUAAACGCAGGCCAAUUAACAGACUCGGCUACACGAACCCAACAUAAACCUACCUCAGCCGGAAUGAAUGUCUUUGUGGGAAGCGUUGUGGGUCUGUGUCUUCCCGUUGUGUUCAGUUAUGUUAGAAGUCAAGCGAUCAGCUGGGGGGGGGGGGGGGGGGGGG